CUCUGAACAAUAAUAGAAUGUGCUGUUUAUCAUGUGUUGAAAUGCUAACAGAAUGUAAUAUAUGGCCAUAACGUCGUCGGUCUACCGUGUGCUGUGCGGUCAAACGUUCCUCGUAAGUCAGAUUUAGAGUCUCUUUCCUGAAUUUUGCAAGAGUAUUUUGCCUUUUUGGGACUAUCUUUUAUGUAUCCUGUGAAUCUUCUACAAUAACUUCGUCUUAUGAUUUAAAUUUCCUCACAUAAGUCAACGAUUCUUAUCUGUAGGCUCGCACAAGCACAAUAUCCUUUCCGCAAUUGCUAGGCAAACUGAUAUGCAGGAAUCGAAGCUGGAAAACCCAUCGCUUGUAAAAAAGCUUAAAUAAUUCUUAUGCGUUUACUGUAAACGCGAAGAACGAUCGUCAACCGCUGUCUUUUCUUUCGAUAUAAUUCAUGAGCUAGUUACACGUCGACAUCUUUUGCGGUGUGCACAGAAAUUGUUUUUUCUAUGAUAAACCACAUCUUUAUAACAAUUAAGCCUUUGAAAAUAAUUAUCUCAAAAAUAUACGUAGAUGCAGUAUGUGACGAUAAAAAUUGUUGGUUUUUGUUUAUUUUUGGUAAAAGAUGACGGUAGUGUGUGCAUUAUUUCUUUUCUUUAUAUGAUAAAACAAAAUUUAUUCAAGGGAUAGUACUUUUUUGUAUGUAGUUUAUGAAUAGGUUAACCUGUUUUUAUUUUCAAGAGGACAGAAGGGUCAAAACUGUUAAAAUUCAAAAUACCGGUAGAUUGCUAUACAUAAAAAGCCUCACUCAAGGAGUUUUGCUGGCAGUGUUGCAUAAACCACCAGGGCUCAGCAUCGUAGUCUGGGACAAGUAGUUUUUCUUGCUUUCUUAAUUAGAUGCCUCAUGCAGUUGCUGAAUGGGCAAGGGUGUAAGCAAUUCAUCCUUUAACAAAAUCAUUAACAACAUGUAGCAAAAAAUAGCUGCAGGGGAGGCAAAAUAUGAGAACCAUACACUGUAAUACCUCUCUUGCAACAUGAAUUUAUGUAUAAUAAAAUAGGACCUGAUUUUGGUAAUGAUUGUGUUGCAUUUAUACUUUCCAGUUGAUGAUUAACCAGUACAUGUAACAAUAGAUUUUGUAUGGAGCCAUUUCCUCAGAGCAAGGCUGAGGGGACAAAGAAAGUUAUUGUUGCUACCAAGAACACCAGCAACAAUGUCCUUAGAGCACGACCAGCCAAAGGUGCCGCUUCCUCACGACAUCACAAAAAUCGUCCUGCAAAGACUUUCCCUGGCAGUCCCCCAGCAAAUGGCAGCCUGAUAAAUCUGUCCUGGCAUAAUGUAAGAAACGGCAUCCCAGAGAAAACCCCUUUGGGGCAUUACCAAUCGGGAACAAGUUUUGAAACUUCAGGCAAUGGUGUGCGACUGAAUUCCAGUAAUUUUCUGUCAGAAUCCAAGUUUAAUGCAACACUGUUUUCAUCAGCUGCUGGUCAUAGCAGUCGCGGGUUAGAUGAUGAGGAGGCCAUGGACAUUGACCACCAAGAUAUUGAUAUAAAUGAUGAAGCUGCCUGUGCUGUGGCCACAUGUGACAGUGGUUCUAAGCUGACAGAAGGAAUUUCAUCUGCUCAUGAUCGGCCUAGAGCACCAAAACACAAGAUUGUUACUGAUGAUUAUACAGCUGAUGAAGAAAAAAAUAGAAAUGCCUCCAGCACUAAAUCAAUGGUAACAAACUCUUUCUAGCCUGCCCAACAGAUAGAACAAAACUUCUGGUUAAAUCCAUGUACAAAAUAGCGUCAGAAUCGUUGUUCUGGGUUCCAACCUGUGUACAAGGAUUUCAGUACAUGCCAUGAUUGGCCUGUUAAUUUGCCAAUCAGGUUGAGAGGAAAUUCAAAAUGUAUUUCUGGUAAUUCAUUGAGUCUGUUGUGGGCCCAGAAGAAGGAUAUCACGACUGCUUCAUAGACAUUACUAACAGGGUUUAGAUUAUGUCUGCUAGGCAGGUUAACCUCUUUCAAAUUUAUUAUGUUUACUUCCUAGUUGGUAACCCUUUCACUCCUUUCAUUGGGGAGAUUAAAACUGCAACAAAAAGAUUUCUUAAAUUCCAUUUCGAAUUCGCAUAUUACACUUUCUUCUUAUUCAUUUGGAAUUGAUACAUUGUACACAUUGAUACACAACGGCACCAGAGUUCCUUUGUAAACUAUACCCAAUCCCAUACCAAAAUGGGCAAAAUCUAUACCCGUUUUCAGACCAAAACGGUGCAAAAGCCCUAUCCUUUAGGGCGACCCAUACCUACAUAUAUAUGGCUCAUAUAAGGGAGUCUUCCCCGGGCAUGUACGUGUAGCACACUGAUCACUAGCUACUGAAAUUACUGAAUGCAUUCAGUAUUUUGUAUCUGGCCUUCAGAAUUAUUGCUUUUCUGACGUAUGGAUAUUAGGGACAUUGUGGACACAACAUGACUGCAUAGUGUUUCAGUUUCUGUAGAAGCUGUAAACACCAUAAUAUUGUCACUGAAUGUGUAACAGCGUUAUUGUAUUGGUGAAUUGUAUAGGAAACCAAAGAGGAGUCAAGUGUGCCAGUUGUAAACCAAACAAAGGAAACAGUAACAACUGCACCUGAUCAGAAGGCUACAUCUACAACUAGCAUACCACAGAAGAGGAGAGCAAUUUACAUAGUACUUCAUGUUAGCACUAUUAAGAUUGGACAGCUGGUUGGUAAAGCAUCUGCACCUGUUAAGGUACACAAAUAUAACCUCACCCCCCCCCAAUAUGGUGUUGGAGAACUCAUGCAACGACAGACUAAUAAAUUUAUUAGUUGACUUAUAAGUUAUUGUUUUGAGUUUAUCACUUGCAAAAAAUGUUAAAUGAGGCAGUUUCAUGUCAUAGGCGUGCAAUGAUGGCAAGAAAUGUACGAAAAAGCAUGACGCACAUGCAAAGUUGUUCUUCUGCUAAUUAAACCUAUUGUUUGUUUGUUUGUUUUUUUGCUGUUCUCGGUGCUUUUACUAUUGUAGGUGCUUAAUUAAAACAAUGCAGGCCACAGAAUUUAAAAUAGGGCAUUUUUGUGAGAGAGAAAAUCAUAUAACUUUACACAGAACAAUUUUUGUUUAUGCUCCCCCCCUGGCAUUUUUGUCCUUAGCAAGUAAGUGUUGAAUAUCGUAAAAUUUUUGCAGAUUUAUGCGGAAAAAGUUUUUAUAGAAAUGGAGACAGCUGAAGGUAUAGUAAGAUAAUUGUUAUUUUAAUAUUAAUAUUUUCUUAUUUUACUUAUCCUUCCAAAUAAUUUAUUCACCAUGAGAAAUUUUUUUCAUAGAGUGACACAAGUGGCUUAGAAGAAAAAAAUCUGAGUACAUGUAGUCCCAAUAGGGGUACAGUUUCACCAGUUUCCAUGGUUCACUAAGGUGUUCGACUAAUGUCAAUUCACCCAUGAUGCAUUCAACUGCAGUGAUUUUGGUACAGGAUUUUGGUAACAGGUCGAAUUGAACUAUGCAUAAUACUGAAGUAUAUUAAUGUAAAGGUGUGUGUUUAUUUUUUAGGAAAUGGAUGCAAAAGGGCUUCUUAUCAUUUCAGAAUUCCUUGCAAAGAUUUAACAGAGUGCAGGGUACAUGAAUUAUUUUUGAACCUAUUUUAGCUACAACUAAAAACAGAGAUAUCGGUUACAAAUAUUUUUAAUAGUUUUCAAUUUUUAAUUAUACAUUUGUUUAGUAUUAUUCUUAUUUUUCUCAUAACUGUUGUAUGCAUAACCCCACCAGCAGUGCUGAUCUUCCCAUCUUGUUAAAAUAAAAUUCUUAUCUUAUCUUAUCAUCGGGAGAAUCUCAUGUUAGAUUUUAUAGAGUUUCCAGGUUAAAUCAUUGUUUGAAUCACUUAUGCCAGAAGCCUUUUUAUACACAUUUUAAGAAAGUAAUUUUUUUAAUUGACUUAGGUUAAUUUUGGUGGGUCACCUUUGCUUUUGGUUGUUAAACCAUCUGCUGCUGGAGCCAGUGCUAUUCAAGAAAAAUGCAAAGAAAGGGGCGAGUUUUUAGAUCCUCAGAGUCAAGGUACACAGUAACCUUUACAUGUAAAUGUAUACAGCUGUUUCGAGAAAGGUUGUCAGAAAAAGUGCAUGCGACAAUCCCGAAAGGUAUUGUGGGUGGUUUUUAGCUCACUGUUUUUCAAAGAAAUUUCAAAGAAUGGCACGAGAGGCCAUGGACUUAUGUUUGCGAGGGCUAAAGGAAAGCAACAAAAGUAGGUUUGACAGCUACAGUCGUCAGGAACAGUGUAUUGAUCAUAUCCCAUAUUACCUUUCGGGAUUGUCGUGUGCACAGUUUUUUCGACAACCUUUCUCGAAAUAGCUGUAUAGCCGUACCCCUAAGUAGAGCCUUUCCAGUCUGGGACGAGAGUGAUUGUACCCAAAUGUCCAGGUAGGGUAGGGAAUUAAAUUGCCCAUGUGUAGUCUAGAACUGCUUUAAACAAGAAAAUGAAUGUGGUUUAUUAUGAGGUAAGGAUGAUGUGGUGACGAAUUUGUGGCCAUGAUGUAGCAGCAGCACAUUCCCACACCCAAGAAUAUCUUUAUUAUAAAGACCCAACAGUGAACUUGGCACCAGUUGUGCAAAAGGUGGACAGCACAGUAUCCACUGGAUAAAUCACCACCCACUGGAUGGUGCAAAAUUAUUGGUUUCCCCAAUACUUAUGUGCUGGAUAGCGAUUUAUCCAGUGGAUAGCGCUAUCCAUCUUUUGAACAACCAGAUGGGGCUUGGACUCCUUUAGGAUCAGUGUACCUGCUUUACUUAUUGUGAUAUUGAACCCAUUAUCUUUACUACUGGUAGUUUCUUAUAAUAAAUGCUUGAGGGAAUUUCCUGGAUUCACUUUACUGCAGCUUACAGUGUGUAAGUGGCAUGAUGACUUGAGAGAAAUUCUGCCUAUUGAUUCUUCUUAACCUUCAGGAUGGAAAUCCUCUUGGUUUUAAUUACAAUUUAGGGUGCCUGUUAAUGACAUGAAACCAUUGAUUUUGUUCACAGACGUCAAGAAAAGGUACAUUGUUCUUGUUAUGAAUUACCAUGUUGUGCCAAGGGACAUUAAGGCUGAUUUAACUGAACUGGUGAGUAUUCGCUUGUUUUAGUUGUAGUUCACAUUUUCAGUGUCAAUAAUAAUUAAAUGUGGCUAAUGUAAUUUACCAGUAGGCCAGGUUAAACAUGAAACAAUGCUGGCUAGGGGUCUCCUAGCCUGCCAAAAAAUCCGUUUCUCCUCACUCUUCGCCGCUGGGGACGUUUCGCGCGGAGGAACGUCUGCGACUCAGCGGCAAAAAUUCUAUACUGAUGACAUAAAAUCUGUCCGAGAUCCGGUCAGAAGCGCUGAUUGGUCGACGGAGUAGUUACAUUGUUUUAGCUAUUGUUUACGAAUGACAGACAAAAGACUAAAGGCCACAAAGGUCAAAUGUAAACGCGAAGAAUCUCUAGCAAAACAGUCAUAUUUGUGGAAUAUACUCUACUCUAGAAGAAGCAUUUGAGUUUUGCUGGAGCUUGUUGGUAGAUGAACACCACACUUUACCAAAAUCAACCAGAAGACACGUAAAAUUUCCUUUUCAUGAGGUCGGUCAUUUCACUUAAGUUGCCUUCUUGUGCAGUAGUUUUUAGCUAUUUUUGCCCCCACCCCUCCCUCCCUCUGGAUGUGUCUUGGUAGGUAUCUGCAAAAGACUCCCCACUGAGGUUCUCAGGGUGGUUAUCUCCUCCGUGCUCUUGCAGCUCCCCCCAGUUUGUCCAGUCACCUCCAACAACAAUUUAUUCAGUAACAAAAAAUCAAGUCUAACAAUAUUGGAUGCCCCGUUAAUAGCUAUUAAGCUAAUCUGGGUGGGGCAAGACAAGACAAAGGCGAUACUGAAUACUUAUUACAAAAAGAAAAGAAAUACAAUUAAAGGCAGAAAGAAACACUGGAAGUUUUCACAACAGUUAUAUGUGAUUAGUUUAAAUGUGAAGUACCGGUAUUGAAAUCUAUUAUGCCUUUUAUGAUACAUGUCAUGAUGUACUUUUGUUUUUUUAGUUUCAGAAUCGUUUUGCUGAUCAAUUGACUUGGAGUGAGCUUGGGUAAAAUUUGCCAUAUUUCUUGCGAACACCUUUUUCUCAUUGCUGUUACAUCUUAUUACAACUUCUGCACCACGCCAAAAGACAAAUGCGGAUCUAUUUAUUCCUAAGAUGUGACCAUUCAAACAAAGGUGUGACCAUUCAAACAAACUCUUUUGGUAAAAUGUUUUAGCAUCUACAGUGAUAUAGCUAAGUAAAAGCCAAGCAGACAUAUUUUAGUCAACCAGCUUUUUGCUUAACUUCACCCUUUUUGGCCGGUCACCAAAGACGUAGUCAAUAUAAACAACCAUACUUUAACUGAAGUGCUAAUAUUAUUAAAUCGUUAUUUAUUUUGAACAUAAGCCCACAAGAAGCUCAGGACAUUCUAGACCAGAAGGAUGAGCCUUCUUCUUCAGUUGAAGCUUCAAGUGCACAGUCACCAAAGCGGGCCAGUCCAAUCAGCAAAGAGCAACGAAAAAUAUUAACUCCUAAAGGUACAGUGACUAACCCUUUUAAAACUCCCGAUCAUUAUACGUUUCUGGAACUGCCCACCUACCGCUCCCCUAAGCCAACAUUUUGCCCUAAGUGAGAAGCAAGUGUGAAGUAUAUAUGAAAUAAUUCAUUUUCAUGAGAAGUAAGUGUUAAUGUUGGCUUAGGGGAGGGGUGGGUGGGCAGCGAGACUCGUAACCUGUUGGUGUAGUCAUUUUACUGGUAAGACACGUGGUCAACACGGAGUUUGAAACACGGUAAACGAGUCACGGAUUGACUACUAGGGAUCUAUAUAGUCUAAUUGUGUAUUCUUGCAGGCAAAAGUGCUCGUAAAAAGCUCUUUGACGAGGGAUCAAAGUCUGCUCCGGUAAGGAAUUUCAUUUUUUUUUUUAUUUAAGACUAAGAUCUUUGGCCACCUUCCUUUUGUGCAAUCUCACGUUCUGUAGCCAAGCGUGAUAUCCACCCAUCUCUGCACCCGAAGAGAAGUUAAUUUACAAAGGGAAAAAUGGCCACGCGCGAGAAUAUCCUCUUCAUUCAACCUUAAAUGUAACUUGAAUUUAUGGCAUUCACCUUCUCCAAACAGUAUUUCUUGUAGCCUACAAAAACGUUCUCUGAGGAACUCCGCCGGAUUCUUGGAGCGGGGGAGAGAACCACUUAAAGUGCUUGCUCACAGGUUAUAUUUCUGACAGCUCUGAUUUGUGCGACGUUUGAGUGUUUGGUCUGAUGCGCAUCAAACUUGGUUCAUCAUCAGCUGUGUCGAUAAUUAGGUUAAUUGGCCACCGCUAAGACAGGCAUACCGGAGAUUAAGCUUCAAACGAUAGAGUGACUGUUGCUCCCGUCAGUUUUCCGAGUAGAUGUAAAGAGUAGCGUUCCCACCUGAAUACAUUCAGCUAGAUUCACACGGCACGGUUGAAAAUUCGUGCGGACGAAAAUUUAGACACCUAUCGUUCAACUCCGUGUGAACAGAGCCAAAAUAUUAAACGGUCACGUGUGAACGAACUGUCCGGUUAAAUUUUUAACCAGUCGAAAAUUCGUCUUGUGCCAUGUGAACGCAGCCUUAACAUUCGUGACUUGCCCAACCUCCUCCCUCCCUCCCCCCACUCCACACCACCACCACGACACGCACACACAGACAUCAUGAAAACGAUAGGUAUUUCAUUUAUUUAUUGGCCUCAAUAACAUAGUAAGAAGUCUGGAUAGCUAACAGAGCAAGUUUCAUGUGCACCCAAUAUCGUUCAGUCUUAUCUCAUAUGGAGGCCUGUGUAGGCGAGCGGUUAACACCUCCAAUACCGGAUCUGAAGGUCCGGGGUUCAAGCCUCGUCAGUCGCUUUGCUUCCUUAGGCAAGCAACUUUACUCCACUUUGCCUCUCUUCACCCAGGUGUAAAAAAUAUGGGCACCGGGGACAUACUGCUGGGGGGUAACACUGCGAUGGACGAGCAUCCCGUCCAGAGGGAGUAGCAAUACUCUUAGGCAUGCUGCAUGCUAAGUAAACCUGUCCUUUGGGCCUUUGGCUCUUGUGCACCUUUACCUUUACAUCACAUGUAUCAAUCUCCUAUUCCCGAUCAAUGUGAGUCAUUUCAUAUAUUUCCAUCCCCUUCUCCAUCAAAGUUAAUCUCCAUUGACAUAAUCUGUCAUGUUCACUAAAGCCUGGUUUUCACUAGCGCAUAAGUAUAAGCAUAAACACAAGCACAAGAAAAACGGGUAAGUUCGUUCCUCUUUUGCUUGUGCUUAUGCUUAUGUCGUAGGUUUGACUAGUGAAAACUGUGUCGACAUAAGCACAACGCCGUGGACCAAUCAUAGGUCACUUUGACCCAGACCUCAUGCGAACAUAUCAAAAACAAUAUGGCAGACUUUUCGUCCGCCAUCUUCUUUGUCAUCGGGUUGAGGAGAGCUGGUAUCGAGAAUUGAGUCAAAUAUGCCAUUCUGUGUGUGCUUAUGUCCUUAUGCUUAUGUGCUAGUGAGCACCAGGCUUAACUAAAAAAGAAAGUUUAUGUUUGUUUUACAGACCAAACUAUCGGUGGCUUCCUCCGGUGGCAUGGUUGAGUGUGACCUUGGGUCCGCAGAAGGCAAAAAUAUGGACAGAUCUAACGCUUUGGAUAGCGUCAUACAAACACGGAGCAGGCGACGCAAAGCUUCUGCUUUCACGGAAAGUGAAAAGCCUGCGCUAACAGGUUCUGAAACAGUCAAACCAGAUAUCUUACUUCAUCACAAGAAGAUGGAAUCACAUAUAAGUUUACUCGAUCAGCAUAGCAAAGAACAGAGGGAGAGCUUACAGCAACACCAGAAAUUACUGGAAUUUGAAAGAGGAAAAUUGCGCGAGGUGGAAGAGGAAAAAGAGCGCAAUCUCGGGCGAAUGAGAGAUUUAGAGAUUAGUUAUUCGGCUGAUAAGGAACGGCUAUUAGAAAGGGUCAGAAUUUUAGAAACAGCGUUGCAUGAGAAGGAUCAGAUUUUAACCCAGCAAGCUGUUAAUGGAGAUUUGAUAAGUAACGAGUUGGAACAAGAAAGGAUUUCAGUGAGGCAGCUUCAGAAAGAACUUGACCGGGAGCGUGAAGUAAACUCGGGUAUGCGGAAAAUUCAGAGCGAUUUGGUGCGAGUGAGCCGAGCGCUGGAUGAAGAGACAGUCUUGAGAAACACGCGAGAGCAACAGCUGAGAGAAAAGGAAACCAACUUUCACGGAUUGCAGGAAACCUUAGCUGACGAACAACAAGCAAGACUUAGACUUGAAGAGGAACUACGUCAAGGAAGGGAGACCCGCGCUGAGUUAGAAAGAAGGUUAGAAAACGAACGUCUGUUAAGGGAGACAAGUCGACAAGAUGUUCAAACAAAAGAGGAUACAAUUAGAGAGCAAUCGCAACUUUUACAGCAAGAACGCGAGCUCAAGUCAGGUUUAGAGGAACGGGUAAGAAAUAUGCAAAUUCAUGUUGAAGAGGAAAGAAACAGGAGAAUUGCAACUGAACGAGAACUGACUGAGGAAAGAAUCACUUUACAGCAGGAUCGAGAAAAUCUGGAAAGAGAACGAGAAAUUUACCAGCAAAGAAUCCGCGACAGUGAACGAACAGUGUCGGAAAGCGAGCACCGACUACGGGAGUUGCAGUCAGCGGUCGCUGCAGCCCAGGAGGCCUUGGCCGAGUAUAGGCGUCUUGAACCACGUGACUGGAUCAUCAGACGUGAUGAGGUUAUGCUGAGUGAAAAGAAUUUGGGAGCUGGAGCCUGGGGCAAGGUGUACGAAGGAACGUUUCGUGGUUGCCAGGUAGCUGUUAAGCAGAUUCACGAUCUGAUUCUUUCGCCUCAUAACCGCAGACUGUUCGAACGAGAAAUGAGUAUUGCUUCGCGCUGUCGGCAUCCUCAUUUACUACAGUUUAUUGGCGCUACUAACGACGAUGGCAGUCCGUUAUUCAUAACUGAACUACUCGACACUGAUUUACGAAACGUUUUAUCUCAGCGCGCGUUGCACCACGAAGAAGUGGUUUGCAUCGCUUUAGAUGUCGCCAAGGGACUAAACUAUCUUCACCUUAACAAGCCAUUCCCCAUCAUUCAUCGCGACAUCAGUAGUUCAAAUGUGUUACUAUGGAGACGCGAUGAUUGCUGGAGAGCUAAGCUGUCAGAUUACGGGGCAGCAAAUUUCAUGCGCCAGUACAUGACGUCUAAUCCGGGAGCCAGGAUAUAUGCCGCGCCUGAAUCCCAGACUUCUCAGCAGUCACCAAAGGUGAGCACAAACUACUACAUGUCUGACUUAACUGAGGCUUCUCAAUAGGUUUUUCGGAAUGCGGGAUUUCCCUUAUUUGAAGCUCGGUAUUCGGGAUUUUAAAGCGGAAUCGGUCCUCAAUCGGGGCAAGAUUCGGGAUUGAAAGUAUGCGUGGGAGGUGCGACACCAAAAAUAACCUUCGGAACGAAGGGAUUACACGAAAUUUUGGGUCGGGAUUACGGGUUUGAAGAGCCCUAUGAUGGUGUUUCUGUAAAGUUGACUUUAAAUAAUAGGACUGGGGAGCUCGUAGAUGGCAAAGGCUGCUGGAGGAAAGGUUGGUCUGUUGUUUUCUAGUCACUACCUAUAAUCUGUACAAUUACCGUAUUUACUCGAUUGAACACCACAGUGGAAGCAAAAUUACCGAUAGACGCCGCUUCUUACGAAAAGAAUGCGACGGUUAUUGGAAGAUUACAAGAAAAAAACGGAUCAACUCUGUAAUCUACACCAUCCAGACGAUAUUUUUUUUAUCUCAGCUAAAAAAAGCGUGACAUUGGAACUUUCAUGUUGACAUUUAGGCCUUCCUCGAAUUCUCGGCUUGCACUGUCACGCAAUGAAAAAUAAAAAUGUAAACCAUUCAAUACAGAAGGACUAGAAUCUUGGAAUUGAAAAAGAUAAAUAUGCAAAAACCCUUGCCAAGAAUCAGGUCUGUGAAAUAUUUCAAAUGCGAGAUAUUGGGAAAAACGGUUUACCUAAAUUUAUAAAGCUUUGUAUCGAAACGCCAUGUUGGUGUUCCUCUCAGGAACACCAAUAUGGCCGCCGGAUACCAACAGAAACAUGUGUUUUCGAGUUUUCCUACUAAUGCGUGAGUUCUUCGCUUGAGGAACUCAUAAAGAUUACAGUAAUAUUUAUUCUGAGACAAGGGAUGUUUAGAUUGCAAAAUCUCCCAAAAUCGCUAAUGUUUUUAACCCACAUAAGAGCUUUACCGGCCGCCAGCUAAAUGCCGCGUCACGCAAAAGCCUGGAAAUUCAAGCGUCCUCUCUCGCAAAACGAAGAACCCUUUCGAACCAAAAAUUUGUUUAUGUAAAGGUGUUUAGGUACUGUAAUACCUCGUGAAAGUAGAAACUCAGAAGAAUCGAUAGUUUCUUAGUUUGAUUUUUGGUGACGUCACGUGCAACCCAAGAAUAAAUGCCGCAUCGAGUAAAUACAGUACCUCUCAAUGGUUACAGGCCCGUAUGCUAUCAAGAAAACUGUUACAGAGAAUGUGCAAUUACGGCGGUAUUGAUUGAGAUAAGAACAAAUGUUGAAACAGAUUUGACUUUUUAAUAUAGAACAACAAUACAGUAGUGUAUUUCUUAAAACAUUUAGAACCCUAUGCCUUAGCGUUUAAAGUUAUUGCCAACGAGCCAUCCGACUCGGAUGGCGAGGCGGCAGCAGAAUAGAGCCGCGUAAGACUGGGCAAUAGGCAGAAAAAUUCUCGAUUGAGCUGAAAAAAGUGUAACCUAAUGUAAUGUAGAUUCCCCUGAGACCAAGUGGUCAGUUGUGAACCAAUCAAAAGGCAGUACCUGGUGCACGGGCUCAAGUUGAAUAACAAACAAAAUUUCACACACUUCCCGCCGUCGUGACUUCCGGUGUUUAUUUACCUGAAUUUUUUCGUCAAACCCGGCCACUGCAGUCAAGAGACAUGAGCACUUGAUAUAUUCUAUUAAUUUUUGGGGCAAUAAUGUUAAGUUUUAACGAAGAGAAGUUUGUAAAACAGCAAAAGUGUUCUAUGUGCAGCGAGCAAUAUUCUCACCACUAAAAAGGAUCAGAUUACACGAGGAGAUAAGGAAAGCUUGACACGAAGAAUGCAGUCGCUUCUGUUGGAAAAUCUGGUGUUGGGGAAAAAAUCUAACCAGUAAACAAAAACAAUGAGAACAAAAACGAAUUACAAGCCUAAAGCGAACGACAAAGGAAAAGAAAACAACGCCAUUUUUUUCGAAACCUGGCCGAGUUCAGUAUAAAAAUAAUGAACUAAAAUUAAAUACCUACGUGCCGUACAUCGCAUGUCCUUGGAAACAUUUCAGAUGGCCCAGCGAAUCAUUCUAAGUUUCAAUCCGAUAACAAAAAGCCUCGGGAAAUUUGAAAGGAGGUUUAAAUGAUUAAACUGUGCAAAUAUUUAUCAACAAAUGUGAAACCGAACGGACAGUACGUUUGUAGCUGGACUUAAUAAUCUUCCCGAUCGCUUCCUCUGCAAAGCUGACUUUUUUCUUUCAAGGCACUUCACACUUUUACAUAGCAGGUUUGUAAAGCCACCAGACUGAAUCUGAGAACUUUUCAAGAAAAUAAUCGUUGCAACAGUAAGGGACCAAGAAACGGUCAAAUGGGAAAAAAAAGGAAUAUUAUUCCCAAGGAAAAUACCCAUGAUUUACUCGUUGGCACUCUAUCGAUAGGUAUACCUAGUUUAUUUUCCACCUUAGCGCGUGAAGAAAUACUUAUUAUAGGACUUGCUGUGGCCAAUCACUACACGUUAAAACUGUUACUUGCAAGGCUGUUAAUCACAAGGCUUUGCUAAAUGUAGCCUGCGAAAACAUCCGUUUCUCCUCGCUCUUCGCCGCUGGGGACGUUUCGCGAGGAGGAACGUCUGCGACUCAGCGACAGAAAUUCCAUACUGAUGACGUAAAAUCUAUCCGGAAUCCGGUCAGAAGCGCUGAUUGGUCGACGGAGUAGUUACAUUGUUUUAGCUAUUGUUUACUAAUGACAGAAAAAAGACAAAAGGCCACAAAGGUCAAAUGUAAACACGAAGAAUCUCUAAAGGCCGGUUUACACGCUACGAUUUGUCGGCCCGAUCUGUCGGCCCGACAGUGUCGGAGCGCAAAUCGUACGUGUAUUUUGACACCCGAUUUACGGCCGAUUCGUGAAAACGAAAAUCGGCCCGAUUCAGAAAAUCUGUUGCAGUGCAACAGAUUUUUGUGUAGUCGGGCCGACACUUUCAAAGAAGCCGACAUGUCGAUCAAAAUUUUGAGCAGAGAGCAUGCGUACAAAUCAGAAGCAAUCAAAAUGGCGGACAAGAAGACUCCGAAGAGGCCAAAGUCGCGCAGUUUCCAAGAGGAAGAAAUCUCCCUUCUGAUAAGUGAAUGGUUUAAAUAUCCGUGUCUAUUUGACAAGGGGAGUAAAGAUUACCAUGACAAGAAUAAAAGAGAGAUUGCGAGAACGCAUAUAGCCAGAUCACUGAAUGAACAACUUGGAUUUGACAAAGAGGUCGACAGCACCAAAGCAAUCACCGGUAAGCCAGAAACUGUAAACUUAUGGAAAUAUUAAGUUAUUUUUAUUCUUGUUGGUGUGACAGAUAAAAAAGUUAAUCACUUUUGUGGCUAAACUACCGAACUGUGAAGCCUCUUUGUUGUACAAAAUCAAAUUGUUUUUGCAGAGAGUUUAACAUGGCACAAAGUUUAUCAACGUAGAAUAAUUUCCAUACAGUUUUUUUUACACAGUGUAUUCUUUGAUCUUCAAGCCUGGUUUCCAAUUGGGAAAGACACCUUAUUCCAAAAUGGCGGUAACUUUAUUAUUUUUUUACAUGUGUAUUCAUGUUAAUUUGCCCUCUUUUUCUCGAUCGCAUCUGUAGAAUUUAAAAGAAUUUUUAACUGAAAACGAGGCAACAAGGGCCAAUAAGCUACUUUCGAUAUAUUAAAAUUCAGCAUGAUAGCGAGUCUUAGAGGACACAAACAAAGAAAAUGAAUAAACAUGAAUAAUCAUGGUUUAUUCAUUUUCUUUGUUUGUGUCCUCUAAGACUCGUUGUCAUGCAGAAUUUCAAUAUAUCGAAAGUUGCCUAUUGACAUGGGACACGAAGGAAAAGCAAAAUCGUCGCUCGGAAUAAGGUGUAUAAAUACAACCUUGAGAAUAAGAGUUUAGUCUUACUGUUUGUGUGUAGGUCGCAUUGUGCCUGUGCUUGUCACAGUGUGAAUGUCAUUUUGCUUUAUCUUACUUAUUGCAGAAGUAGAACCAGGCUUCAUGAUUCAUUAACGUAAGUUGCCUGGUGAAAAAGAAAGACAGAGAGACAGAAGCAGAAUAAACAAGUCAUUUUGGAAGACAUAAUAGUGAUUCUUUUUUUAUUUACUUAGUUUACCAAAAUCUUUGGUUGUUUGUGUGUGUGUGUAUAGGGGGGGGGGGGGGGGGUCCAUUUUGGCUCACUGUCAGCAUCUCUUCCAGACCAGGUCAAAGUCAAAUUUGCCCUUUUAAUUAUUAUAUAUUUAGUAUUUAUGUUUUAUUUGUUUAGAUCAUGAUGUGCAAAACAAAAUUGAAAAUCUCCGUACUUAUUUUGGCAAGGAGUAUGGUAAAGAAUGUGAGACCAAACCCAAGUCUGGUUCAGGAGCUGUGCAAGCAUUCAAGUCAUCAUGGCCAUGGUAUGAAUCUCUGAAGUGGCUGAAGGACCAUAUUGGUCAAAAAGAGAGUAUUUCAAACCUGGUAGUUAAUUUGGAUGCCACCACUGACUCUGACGGCAGUAAUUCAUCUGUCAUUACUCCCAUCACCAAUAAAAAAGGGAAAAAAAUUAAACUGAGUGCUGAAGAAAAAAUUGUCCAAGCAGCUGAGGCAAUUGCAGAAAAAUUUCCAACACUGCCCAGUGGAGCUGGGAAUGUGAGGGUGACUGAUGAUGAACUUUAUGGUCAAAUGAUUGCACGGAAGUUAAGCACUUUACCAGAAGGAGAAGAGAAAGAAUCCCUUAAACUUGACAUUCAAGUAUUAAUUAAAAAUGUUAUGUUCGCUAAAGCUUCACAUCAGAUUCAGCACCAUGAACAGCCUGCUUACCAACUGUACAAUUUGGGUGGUCCUCAAUAUACCUACCAAUGAUUUUAGGAAACAUUAUUUUGGCAAAAGAAAGAGUAAAUAGUUCAUUUGUCAUCUUAUAGUUUUGUUCAGAAUAAGUUCUAUUGUUAAGCUGUCUCAGUAUCCAGACAAAACAGCAUUCCCAUCCAAAGGUGUAAAGUAGCUACACUUUGAACAUUGUUGAUAUUGUUAUUGUUGUUAUUAUUGUUAUUGUUAUCAGAAGGAUAUAUCUGAUGAAUUUGUUUGCUUACAGUGCUAUUUAUUGGAGCAAUGUUGUUAAUCUGUAAUGAAACCCUGAAAGUUACUAGGAAGAUAAGAGCUUAAUGUUCCUCAUGAAAUAAAAGUAAUUUGAAGUAAUUAAAGUUGAUGCUAUAUCUAUUGAAAAACAUGUUCCCAAGAUUGCAGCUUUUCAAUUUGCAAUUUAACACAUACAUAACAUAAUUUAUAUAGCGCUAACUCCACUAAUUGACCAAAGCCCAGUGUUGCACCAUAAUUUGCCGGUAAUUCAGCAUUGCUGGUGAAAAGUGUUUAUUACUUAGGAAUCUCUAAAGCAAUACAAAAUCAAACUUUAUUCGAAAAAAAUGACAUUAAACGUCAAACGUUACAUUCCUGUCAAUACAAGUAGCACUCCUGCUAUUCAAGUUAUGACAACAAAACAGAUUUUUGUAAAGUAGCAAGCACAAUUCGGUAGUAAAGUUUGAAAAAAGCUACCCACCAUAGAUCAGUGGCAAGAAGGGUAGACGUUCUUAUUGUUGUGCAUUCAUGGAAAGGAGUGUGUCAGAAUAGCCUCUUCCAGGCAUUGAUAUAGUCAGGGAAGCAGUUUAAAAAAUAAAUGUACAGCGCAAGAAAAAAUUUUAAACAACAUGAUCCUUAGUCAUGGGUUUCACUGAAUAGUCUGUAUGAAGUCAAUUUUUUUUUGGGGGGGGGAAGGGGCCUUCUUGGGCCCCCUUUCUUGAAUAGGAGCUCCCUAAACUUCCAGAAGGGGGCCCACUCAGCCUUCACAGGCCAGUUUCUACAAUAAACCCUGAUAAUAUGACCUUAUUGUUUAGCUCACAUGAAAUUUCCAAACAAAACAUUCUCAUCAAAAGCAUCUUUUAAAAUGACCUAAUUGUACAAAAACGACUUGUGACUUUGAAUGAAUGAUAACACCACAAAAUCUUGUUACUAAUUUUUAACAGGAUACUUAAGAUAAAAUCUCAAACCCAUUAACUCAAGUCUAUGCUGACUCUUAUAUGUUUUUGUUUACCUUGGAAGUACUAGUUAGCACGGUCCAAAUUGCACUUACUUUCUGAAAGAUAACAAAUCCAAAAUACUGUGAGAGGAACUUGCAGUAAAAUCAAUUGUUGUCCCUCCUUUCUACAUAAACUAAGAAUUUCUCUAAAAAGACAUCUCAAAUUAUUUAAUGUUUUCCUGACCAUCAAAGAAUUCUUCCUGUCAUUGUCAGAAACCCUAAAGUUUGCACUGUUAGAAAAUUAAACUACUAAAGCCUUCCACUGCCAGGGGAUAGCACCUGGUCCAUUUACAUAAUAGCAAAUUAUGUCUCUCAUAUCUUCAGCAUUCUUAGGACUCCUCUCUUUACAUUUUGGCAUUGAUCUGAAAUUGCUUGAAUUGCUGCUGGCACUUUCUCUCCAUGAACCAGUAAUGACAUCACCAUUCUCAUUUUCAUAAUCCAUGCUACCAGGGGGACAGUAGGAACAGGAAGAUUUGCGAAGUAGCAUGUUGUGAAGUGCACAACAAGCCAGACCAACUUUGGUUGCCUUAUCAGGACCGAGGCGCAUCAUUGUGUGAAGAACACCAAAUCUAGCAGCCAAUAUACCAAAUGCAUUUUCACUAACUCUUCUAGCUCGUGAUAACCGGUAGUUAAAGAUUCUCCUCUCUUCUGACAACUGCCGCUUAGAGUAGGGCUUCAUAAGGUGCAGUCCCAAGGGAAACGCAUCAUCACAAACAAAAAAGUAGUCAAUGUCUAUAUCACUGGUGUCUUCAAAGACAGGAUCAGGAUUUUGUGGCAGUGGUUUUGCUUGAGGAAGAUAAAUACUGUUUUCCUCCAAUGCUUUCCACAGAGAGGUUUUGCGGAAUACGCCACCGUCACUGAUGCUUCCCUGGCAUCCAACAUCCACAAAAAGAAAUUGAUAUUCAGGGCCUACAAAUGCCAUGAGUACCAAGCUGUAGUAACCUUUGUAGUUGUAAUACUCUGAUCCACUGUUGCUUGGACAAAGUAGACGAAUGUGCUUUCCAUCACCGGCACCUAGACAGUUUGGAAACUGCCACCUAUCCUGAAAUUCCUUGGCAAUGUUAAGCCACUCCAACUCACUUUGUGGACAGGCUAAAUAGUCAUCUUUUAACACAGUAUAUAUGACAUUACAUACAUAAGGAAUCAUGUUGCUCAAGGUACUUUUACUUAUUCUAAACUGAAAUUCCAAGCUUGAAUAGCUUUCUCCAGUAGCUAAAAAGCGAAGUGUAGCAGCAAGAUAUUCUGCUGCGGAAAUGGGCUUUCUCAUAACUGUGAUUUGCUUCUGCAAAUAAGGAGUAGUUUUUUCCAACAGAACCUACAAUAAUAGAUAAAUAAGUAAAUAAGUAAAUAAACAAGUAAAAAAUAGAGAUAGAGCUUAAUUUGACGGUUAGAAAACUGGUGUCCUUUAGAUCUUCACUGAUUACACUGUAACGACAAAUGACCAAAAAUGAACGUCGUGUCAAAGAAUCAAAGCAGACAAUUUAAUAAUUAAACAAAACGCAAACUACUGGCGAUUAUUCUGUUUAGCUGUGUCUAUUACCAUCGCCAUAAUUGUUCUUCUUAUACAGUAAAAUUACUGGUAGUUGAUGUACUUAAACGCUACCUCAAAUGUUUCCACAUCCAUGCGAACAUACUUUCUGUACGAAUAAGGAUCGCUGACCUUCAGUUCUGCCAUAAGUUGGUGAAAUGCCCCGGCUUCAGUUCGAUGCCAAUUUUUCACCCAAGCACAUCGUGUUUUUCUUUUUCGUCUCUUUUUGUUUCUUAAUAAUGCUGCAGCAAGUAACAGCAAUGACGUUGUUGCUGCUGCUAAUGAUGAAUAUAGCGCCCAGUGAUAGUCAGCCAUUUUUCUCUUUUGAGAGCAACAUUCAGUGCGCAUGCGGUUUAAAAACACCGCUUUAAGAAAGAACGAGGGCUACAAAACAUUCUUCAAGUCGGGCCUUUGGAUCGGGUGUUAAAAUACACGUACGAUUUGUGCUCCGACACUGUCGGGCCGACAGAUCGGGCCGACAAAUCGUAGCGUGUAAACCGGCCUUAACAAAACAGUCAAUAUUUGCGGAACAUGGCCUUCUCUAGAAGACGUAUUUGAGUUUUGCAGGAGCUCGUUGUCUGAUGAACACAACACUUUACCAAAAUCGACCAGAAGACACAUAAAACUGGACAAAUUUAUAUUUGGAACCCCAUGACUACCGGAUUUAUCAUGUAAACAUUGAUUUGCGUCAUCAGUAUGGAAUUUGUGCCGCUGAAUCGCAGACGUUCCUCCGCGCGAAACGUCCCCAGCGGCGAAGAGCGAGGAGAAACGGAUGUUUUCGCAGGCCAUGCUAAAUGAAACGAGUAAUCACAAGGUGACUUAAGAUGUUCAUUUGAAAACUAUUCUAUGAAACAGUGAAUGUGUAUUGGAGUCACUCCCGAGAAACAUUCAUAUACACCUUAUUCUAACACUGCUUUUUUAAUAUUGUUUCGUUUUUCGUUUGUUGGUUUGUCUGUUCUAUUUAUUUGUCUCGAUCUAUCUAUGGUUCGUUUUCUUGCAGGUGGAUGUUUACAGCUAUGGCUUACUACUGUGCGAAAUGUGUAUAAGAGAACUUCCGGUUCCGCAGCAGAUCCAAGAUCAGAUAGGCCUCGUAACUAACGGUGUGCUGAGAGAGCUCAUCAUGCGAUGUGUCGCGAGAGCCCCAGAGGCGCGUCCAACUAUGAAUGAAGUCAUAUUCGUGUUAACGCAACAAGCAGAGUCUUUGCGGGCCGGGGGCCUGGUGACGUUAAAUGGACGAACAGCCACGCUGUAAAUUGACAGUGAUCAGAUGUGUCUUGUUUUUUGCAUUUUACUGACCUCAAGAAAGAUCAGUUUCAUAGACGAGAACUAUAAGUGGCCUUCUUUUCGCCGGUUUAAACCAUUGCUUACGAAGAGCAUCGGAUUUAUAAGAAAUAAUGUAGAAUGUUUGCCUUGUCAUUUUCAUAUGUUGAUAUUUUUAUCAUUUAAGACAUAACUAAAUUUCAUUUUUAAACCCCGUUUAACCGGUUAUUUAAAUGUAGAUCAUUUUAAUCUCUGACUGCAC
Messenger RNA from Porites lobata, 19244 nucleotides. The record is from the annotation of a GenBank genome assembly. Lineage: Eukaryota; Metazoa; Cnidaria; Anthozoa; Scleractinia; Poritidae.